AUGGAGGCAGGAACACCUGCAGGCCCGCGAGAUCUGCAAGGGUAUGGUGAGCCUCCCCAACCGCUGGGCUCCACUGCGCGGAUCAAACACGUGGGCCGCACGACAAGCCAAAAGAACGUAAUCGCGGACAUCGAUCAGUCACCCACAUAUCGACCGGUACGGAGCGCACCAAGCCGAACCUUGUGGUUCUACGCAUCCUAUGGUUGUGGUUCUACGCAUCUUGUAUUUCUGUGCUCGCACUGGAGAACCAAUGCCAGCACAGAACCAGAAGAUGAGUCCGAGAGUGGGAAAGAUAGUGACAUUGGUUGUCAAGUACACCUAUUCCCAGUAGUCCGCAAGAAUCGAUUAGAAGGGGGUAGUGGACCGAGACCAUAA
Messenger RNA from Necator americanus (New World hookworm), 375 nucleotides. RefSeq lists its product as uncharacterized. Bases 1 to 375 code for a protein of 124 amino acids. The record is from RefSeq and is a predicted model, not a curated record. NCBI's taxonomy places the organism in Eukaryota, Metazoa, Nematoda, Chromadorea, Rhabditida, Ancylostomatidae. The transcript has a single exon.